Molecule: messenger RNA, 1615 nt
Organism: Aphis gossypii (cotton aphid)
Lineage: Eukaryota; Metazoa; Arthropoda; Insecta; Hemiptera; Aphididae
Product: stAR-related lipid transfer protein 13-like
Exons: 6
Coding region: 9-1430 (473 amino acids)
Biological process (GO): signal transduction; regulation of Rho protein signal transduction; actin cytoskeleton organization
Molecular function (GO): GTPase activator activity
Source: RefSeq, a predicted model, not a curated record
AGAAAUGUAUGUUCUGUAAAAGAAUAAACAUCUUUAAAGCAAUCUUUAAGUGCAAAGACUGUACCAAAAUAUGUCACCGCAAGUGUCAUAUGAAGUUUGUCGAAAUGGAGCUAAAACGUAAAGAAGAAUUGGAAAUGUGUGUGGACGUGACACCGUCAGAUACUCCAGAUAAAACCGUUUUUGGAGUUCCACUAAUUGCAAAUGUGCAAAAAUACGGUUCAUCACUACCACCAUUCAUCCAAACUGCUUUUCGGUGGCUCGAGGACAACGCUCUCGACCACAGAGGGUUGUUCCGGAAGUCCGGCAAUAAAUCACAGAUCCACCAGUUAAGGCAACUGGCUGGAGCCAAUCCGGAUGACUUGAUAUUUGAAAACCAUGAAGCCUACGAUGUGGCCGACAUGGUGAAGCAAUACUUUCGUGAAUUACCAGAGCCCUUGUUUACCAACAAACUCUCUGAGUGUUUCAUCGACAUUUUUCAACACGUUCCGGUGAACUUGCAAAAGGAAGCCGUCUACAACGCGGUGCUGCUGUUGCCCGACGAACACCGCGAAGCCCUGUUCGCUCUGCUCGACUUUCUGUGUCAGGUGUCGUCCAGAAGCGACGUAAACAAGAUGACCGCCAGCAACCUGGCCAUCUGCAUGACCCCGUCGCUGUUCAACCUCAGCGACGGCGGCGCCUGGUCGUCGUUUUCGCACCCGCAUCAUGGUGCAGGAUCCGCCGGUGGGCCGGUUACAUCGUCGUACAACCGUUUGUCGUCGGUAUCGUCGUGCCGGAACCACCGUAAAUCGUCGUCACGAAUCACUUCCGCCGCCGCCGUAGGCAUACCCGACGAUUUGAAGCGAGUUGGACAGAACUGCAAAGCGGCGCACGACUGCUUGCUAUUUCUCAUCGAGCACUACCGUCAUCUGUUCGCCAUGGCAGAGGACAUUAUGAGCCAGUGUCACUUUAGCAAUAUGGACGAAAGCAUACCAAUGAGUCAAAAAGAACUCGUGGAAAUGGGUCAGGUCUGGAGAGGAUACUGGAACGCGUGUACCUUGGCGUUGCUUAAAGAAGUCAAAGACAAUAAGAAAAUGGCAGAUUCUGCAAAAAACAAUGAUACAGCUCUGGAAUGGUUGAAAUUGAAGACGGACAAAGGCCGUAAACCAGACUAUCAAAUUAAAGCUGAAAUGGAAGAUGUUGGCAAUAAAUUUUUGAGGAAAUUUAAAGAAAAUCCAUUAGUGCCCAUUGGUGCGUUGGUCACUGUUGGUUUCUUGGGUGUUGGUCUAAAGAGUAUGUACGAUGGUAACAGAGUAAGAUCUCAGAUGAUGAUGCGAGGACGUAUUGCAGCUCAAGGAUUUACUGUAGUAGCUUUAUUGGGUGGUCUGUUUUAUCAAGGAAUGGCAGCUUUGAAAGAAGCAGAAGAUGAUACUAGUGAAACCGGUUUAAAAUAAUGGUUUUAUGCCAUAUCUCAUAUUGUUUUACAGUCCAAUUAUUUGUUGUUUGUAACAUAUAGAACUAAAAUUUUACACAAAUUACUUGUUUGCACGCUGUUUAAAAAUUGGCGUUUGCAUUUAUCUACAUUUGUAUAUAUAAUAUUAUUAAAUUAGAAAAUAAAACGUUUUGAUUUGAAAACCAA